CACAUCGCCAGCCCUACACAAGACUGCAACGUUAGACAACUUCUCUCAUACUUCCACUCAAAGCGACCAAAACAUUCGCACUAGAAAACCCGGUUUCAACCAUGUUCCGCGACGUAUCUCCCACCCUCGGGCCCUCCCAAUUCUCAUCCGCCAUCCCCCCGCCGUCCCCGCCUUUCUCCGCGCACAACGAUCCUCUCGACGACAUCUACGGCUCUGCACCCAACUCACCAGACCUAACCUCCCAACCCCCCGCAGACCCUGCCCACGAAAUUCUCUCCGACCUCCCGUCCCGCCAGCGCGCCUUGGACACCGACGCCUACCGCGAAGGCCUCGCCAACAGCAAGGGCCAGUACGUCCAAGAGGGUUUCGACGAGGGGUUCUCCCUCGGCGCGAACAUCGGACAGCAUGUCGGAUACAUUUUUGGAGUUCUCCAGGGUAUCGUGAAUGCCUUAGCAACGCACAACGACGCGAGAUUAGCGGAGGCGGAGGGGUUGUUGCAGUCUGCGAAGAAGGAGUUGGCGAUUGAAGAAGUACUGGGCAAGAACUGGGUUGAUGAGGAGGGGAUUUGGAAGUGGGAGGUCGAGGAUAAGUCGGAGGACGUCACGUUCAGUGAGGUCGCGAAUUGCCACCCUGUUGUGAGGAAGUGGAUGGACAGUGUAGCGGAUGUCGCGAAGAAAUGGGGUGUUGAUCUUCAAGCUGUGGAGAAGGGGUUGCAGCCUGAAGAAGAGGAGGAGCAAUCGCCUCCCAAAAAUGCGUCAAAGCACCUGCUAACCCUUCGUCCAACCCUCACGCGAUCUACUAUUGCGCCGUCACUCGUCCGCCGCCUCCAAACCACAGAAUGGCAACCCGCCCGCCCGAUAAACCCAGCCGACCUACCUAAACCGAAACCGCGAAAAAUAAAGCCUCCAUUCACACGUAGGAAAUGGGUACGCAGGCUAUUCGCCGUCUCCGCAGUGCUAGGCAUAGGAUACACAAUCGAUACCCAGUUCAACGCUUCUGCAAUCACCCGCAGUUUGCGAACUUUCAAGACUGGUCUUCUGGUGGGAAUAGAUUAUAAGAUAAACUUUCGCGCGCAUCCUCCACUCGCGGCGAGUAUCGAACAUCUACAUGAGCGUAAUGCUGUGAGAGUUUUCGAUCUACUUGGAAACAAUGGAGGGUUGUACUUGAAGAUUGGGCAAGCUAUCGCUAUGCAGAGCGCGAUCCUGCCCCCCGCUUUCCAAAAGAUGUUCGCCAAGAUGUUCGACGAUGCACCACAAAACGACUGGCGGGAGGUGGAAAAGGUCAUCCGCGAAGACUUCGGAAAGAGCCCCGAGGAGGUGUUUGGUGUCAGUUUCUCAGGCGAACCAGGAAAGGGUGUGAUGGAGAAGACUGCAAGGGCCAGUGCGAGUGUCGCUCAAGUUCACUGGGCAAGGCUCGCGGACGGUCGAGAGGUUGCAAUCAAGAUUCAGAAGAAGGAGAUUGCGCGACAGGUUGGGUGGGAUUUGUGGGCUUUCAAGGUUGUUGCAUUUGCAUACUCUUGGUGGUUUAAGAUACCCAUGUACAGUCUCGUGCCGUACAUUUCGGAGCGACUCAUGCUGGAAACGGAUUUCGAGAACGAAGCUGACAACGCGGAGGAGAUGCGCAAAUUAGUUGCCGGAGAAAGUCGACUGAACGGUCGGGUGUACAUUCCAGAAGUGUACAGAGACUUGUCGAGCAAGCGAGUGAUGACCGCUGAAUGGAUCGAGGGCGUGAGGUUAUGGGACAAGGCGGGCAUCACGAACCGAUGGCAGGGCGGUUGGAGGGCAGGCAGUCCAGGUGCUGGAGGUGCAAAAUUGCCUCCAAUACGUCAGACCAACGGUAAUCCUGACCCAAAUGUGCCCGCCGGCACAGCAAAGAAUGGGCUCCUAAAACCAGAUCGACUCUCAUGGAAAGGUCACAACGGCAAGGGAGGUCUUGGUGUUUCUCUCACUGAAGUCAUGGGCACUAUCGUUGAUCUCUUCUCCGCCCAGAUGUUCCUCUGGGGUCUCGUCCAUUGCGAUCCUCACCCCGGUAACAUCUUCAUUCGACGCUUACCAUCCGGGAAACCCGAGGUUGUCCUCAUCGACCAUGGCCUGUACAUCAGGAUGAACCCCAAAUUCAGACACCAGUACGCGCUGUUCUGGAAAUCACUGCUCGCAUUCGAUAACGACACAAUCAAAGACAUUGUCAGCAGCUGGGGCGUCAACAACCCCGACAUCUUUGCCUCCGCCACCCUCAUGAGGCCAUACCAGGGUGGAGACAACAGCACACUGAACGAGCUUCGCAACGGAGCGACCGGCAAAGACCAACAAGAGCGCGCUUACGAGAUGCAAGUAAAGGCCCGGGACGGCAUCAAGCAGAUUCUAGGCGAUGAGACCAAAUGGCCCCGCGAGCUCAUCUUCAUCGGACGCAACCUGCGAAUCGUGCAAGGUAACAACCAGUUCCUUGGCUCGCCCGUCAACCGCAUCAAGAUCACUGGCCUGUGGGCUUCACGAGCCCUGACUGAAAGUCUUGACCUAUCGUAUACAGAGCGAUGGAGCAACUGGGUGAAGCAUCUGCGUUUCAGGAGUGUGCUCGUCCUCACAGAUAUCGUGUUCUUGUGGUCGCGACUGAGGCAGGCACUUGGAUUGGGACGAGGCAUGGAAGAGGACAUUGAGGAAAGGAUGCGCGUGAUGGCGAAGGACUUUGGAGUAGAGCUCAACCACGGCGUGUUCGAGGGCUGAUUACGAGCGUGAAGUUACGUCCAUAUUUUUAGACAGGAUGACCGUAGAGGAAACUUGUACUAUACCGAUUCCCCUCAAACAUAGAUGAAAUAAAACGACUGAUAUAUCCUUACCCCAUCCUCCUCCAUCAAAACCAACCCUACAACUUAGCCCCCCUCUCCUUACUCUUCGCCUCCAACUCGGCCUUCUUCUUCGCAAACCUCUUCGUCGGCGCAUCCUCGACGAACCUCUCCGCCAGUGCAUCCACCGCAUUGACCACAGCGAUCAACCUCGCAUCCCUAAUCGGCGCAUUCUGCAACCUCUUCAUCUCCAUCAUACUCUUCCCGUCAUUCCCCUCGAGCUGGCCCUCUAGGAACCGCACAACCUCUGCCUGAAACUCCUCCCCCGUCUUGUCCCACACGUAGUUGUACAUGCCCGCGUCCUUGAGCUCCUGCGCCGAGAGCUUCGUGCCGAACAUGAGGAAGUCGUUCGCGCGGUGGAUGCCCAUGUG
Messenger RNA from Aaosphaeria arxii CBS 175.79, 3210 nucleotides. RefSeq names its product ABC1-domain-containing protein. The record is from RefSeq and is a predicted model, not a curated record. The coding region runs from base 102 to 2720 and encodes 872 amino acids. NCBI's taxonomy places the organism in Eukaryota, Fungi, Ascomycota, Dothideomycetes, Pleosporales. The transcript is spliced from 2 exons.